UGUUACAGAAAAUCCACGAAGCACUAGGAUCCAGAAAAAUGGCAGGCGAAGUGGUUGUAGAUGCGUUACCUUAUUACGAUCAAGGUUAUGAUGAACCUGGUGUGCGCGAUGCAGCGGUCGCACUUGUGGAAGAAGAAACAAGAAGGUACAGGCCCACUAAAAAUUACUUAGACUACUUGCCAGCGCCAAACUACCAUGCAUUUGAGACAGAAAUUUUGAAGAAUGAAAUGGAACGCGUUCAGGCUCGUCUUCCAAUGGAGAUGCUGAGUAUGAAGCGGUAUGAGCUGCCUCAACCACCAGCUGGAAAAAUGACUGAUGUGGCUGCCUGGCAAGAAUGUGUAGAUAAUUCUCAGGCGCAGCUAGAACAUCAGGCACUUAGGAUUCUGAACUUGGAAUUGAUGGCUGAUUUUGGAGUUCCAGGAUGGAAGGCAUAUAAUGAAAUUCUGGUUUCCAUGAUUGAGAAGGCUCAAAAGCAACUACAGGAUUUGAGGAAGAAGAUCCAAGAAGUGAAUUGGCAACGGAAAAAUGAACAGACUCAGGCAGGCAGUAAAUUACGUGAGUUGGAGACCUCGUGGGUAGGACUGGUCAGUAAGAACUAUGAGAUAGAACGGGCUUGUGUUGAGCUAGAGAAGGAAAUUGCUGACAUGGAAGAACGUAAUGCCAAAAUGGACAAGCUGAACAGUGGACGCGUGGAUUGAAAUGAAGUGGAUUCUGGAGUUAAAUGUAUAUUGUCCAUGAACAGUUUUUUACACAUUUCAUUUAUAAUGAAUGAAGUAACAAAAUGCAUCACUUUUACAAAUGUGAUGGCUAGAUCUUCAGGUGCACCAAAUAUUAUGGAAAGCUGUCAAUUUGCAUGGUCUGGUACAGUAAUUUGUUUCCCAAGUUAGGGACUGAAGCUAGCAAUCAUAGCAAGUUUUGCUGCUGUUGCAGUUAAUGCUUGCAGUCAAUAGAUCCAGGAGGAAAAAGCAUUGCUUUAAAUUUUUUUGUUAUUUACUACACUUCAAAAUUAAUCCAAAUAAAUCUUGAAAUAAA
Pomacea canaliculata is the source of this 1032-nucleotide messenger RNA. RefSeq names its product pre-mRNA-splicing factor SPF27-like. Lineage: Eukaryota; Metazoa; Mollusca; Gastropoda; Architaenioglossa; Ampullariidae. Bases 39 to 698 code for a protein of 219 amino acids. Gene Ontology annotation, cellular component: precatalytic spliceosome; Prp19 complex; catalytic step 2 spliceosome. The transcript has 3 exons. Gene Ontology annotation, biological process: mRNA processing. The record is from RefSeq and is a predicted model, not a curated record.